This is a messenger RNA of Halteromyces radiatus, 4342 nucleotides long. RefSeq lists its product as uncharacterized. NCBI's taxonomy places the organism in Eukaryota, Fungi, Mucoromycota, Mucoromycetes, Mucorales, Cunninghamellaceae. Gene Ontology annotation, molecular function: D-type glycerophospholipase activity. The transcript is spliced from 7 exons. Bases 143 to 4222 code for a protein of 1359 amino acids. Gene Ontology annotation, biological process: cell motility; intracellular signal transduction; phosphatidic acid biosynthetic process. The record is from RefSeq and is a predicted model, not a curated record.
ACACUUCAGACUGAUCAACGAGAAUAAGUGGAAGUGAAAAAAAAAAAAGUAUCCGACACUAUAUUACUUUUGUAUUGACACACCAUUCAAACAUACAAACUACAACUCCAUAUUAUCUCAGCAUACCCUCCUUUUUUUUGGUAUGGCAGACAGUAACUUGCAAGUAUCAAGCAAUGAUGAAGGCUUUAUCACCAAGAAGAGUAAAAAUGACCCAACAGAAGAAAGGACAUCAUCAUUACAACGCUCAUUCAGUUUUCCCAGGGACAACAACACCAAAGUCACUAGUCGCAGGAAGGUAUAUUGGAAACAAAUGGAAGGACUCAACCCACAAUCCAAUUGGAGAAAGAUCAAACGAUUCGCUCAUCGAAAACCAGCCAUCUCUCAGGACAACACUGAACAGACUCAAAUGAUGACUCAAGACGAACGGGAUGGGACGAUUGAUCGUGCAGGUAUAACCUUGAUCCGAAGAUGUGAAUUCAAUCAACUUCCGGCCAUCCUUCUCGCCAUGAUGAUCCAACGUGAUGAAAAAGGUUUACCUAGGAUUCCAGUGCUUCUCUCUAUUGUCAAGGUCCAAGUAAACAGAAUCAAAGAUCUCAAAACGAGUGACAAGAAAAUAUCCCGGAAGUCACGGCAACUUCAAUUGGUGGUUUCUUAUGGUGGAAUCCAAUGGUCUAUCUAUCGUCGUUAUUGGGAUUUUGUCAAGCUUCAUUAUUCGUAUUGUGGUUAUGAUCUUGCUCGCGCUCGUCGACCUGUGGGUUUACCUGUAUUUCCAAAUAUGAUUCUACAUCGCUUUCCACGUCACCAUCAUGAUCAUUGGCAGAACAAAUCAAAGGAUCAAUCUACAUUUCAAAACGAGCAACAACAACAACAACAAUCUUCUACGACACUAUACCAAGAAGGGUCAAUCAAAACGUCACAAUGUCAAAACGAAACCAUAUCAACAGGAAUAUUGAAUACUGACGAUCAGUUUACCCAUGACAAUAGGCUUGCUGGAGACCAUCUGGAUGAUCAUAGUAUUGUCGAAGCUUCAGUAUCACACAAUCUCCAUAACGAAGAAGAUCCACAUUUGUUGACAAGUUUAGCAUCAUCAUCAUCAUCAUCGUCAUCAUCAUCAGUAGCAAUUUCUGUCACUGAGCAUCAUCACGACAGUCAACAUUAUUAUCAUAGCGAUAUUGAAAGUCUCCAAUCAAUAAAGGAUGAAGAAAGGGAAUACGAUAAACUCUUGGAACAGUAUAUGAUGCAACUCAUCUCAGCCACUCUACAUACUGGCAAUAGCAACAGAUUAUGUAAAUUUUUGGAAAUAUCAACACUUGGCAUCUAUCUCAACGCAACUCAACCCUAUGGUUAUCACGGAAAGGAAGGAUACAUGGUGAUCGUUGGACGUACGGAUAGAGAACCACGGCAUUCAAGAUGGAAGUUAGGAUCUUCAUGUUUUGGCACCGUUGCAAAUCAAAAUUCUUCAAACAUUACAACAUCUCAUCUCAAAAAUACUCCAAAGUGGUUUAUUAUCCGGGAAAACUACAUGGUCUGUGUCAAUCACCCUCGUGAUAUGGAUUAUUAUGAUGUCUUUUUAUUUGAACCUGGAUUCCAAAUACAACGUGGUUAUGUUCAUCAUUCCAUCAACAAAAUCAAUCAAUUGAAACUAGCAAUUACCUCAGCAGCUAACUUAUCCCUUGGUCAUACAACAUUGUGUAUUCGAAACAAUGCGGGUGAAAUCUAUCUUCGAGCAAAAAAUGUGAGACAAGCCAUACAGUUUGAACAGUCUUUGAUGCGUGCAUGUUCUCGAUCCACUUGGUGCCUUCCACCUCAACGAUUCAAUAGUUUUGCUCCAAUUCGUUCUCAAUGUCCUACUACCUGGUUCGUUGAUGGCAAUGACUACUUUUGGCAGAUCUCUAUUGCUCUGGAAAAUGCAAAACAUUACAUUUAUAUUCAUGAUUGGUGGUUGUCUCCUGAACUGUACCUUCGUCGACCUCCUUGUAUAAAUGAAGAAUGGAGAUUGGACAAUGUAUUGAAACGAAAAGCCGAUCAAGGUGUCAAGAUUUAUAUUAUUGUGUAUAAAGAAAUUGCAAUGGCUUUACCUUUAUUCUCUCACUAUACCAAAAAGUAUCUAUUAUCACUUUCAAGUAAUAUUUAUGUCCAAAGACAUCCUUCCAGAGCUCUUGAUAUAUUCAGCAAACAAGAUACACUUUUUUACGCACAUCAUGAAAAGAUAUGUUUGGUGGAUGGAGUUGUGGCCUUUAUUGGUGGACUUGAUCUCUGCUUUGGAAGAUAUGAUACUGAUCAACAUUUGGUGACGGAUGACCCAUCGAAUCCCAUCGACCAAACUUGGAUAGGCAAGGAUUAUUCCAACCCAAGGAUAGAAGAUUUUCACAAUUUGGACAAACCUUUUGAAGAUAAUAUAGAUCGAAAACGCCUUCCUCGAAUGCCAUGGCAUGAUAUCUCUAUACGUAUUUGUGGUCAAGCCGCGAGGGAUGUGGAACAUCACUUUGUGCAAAGAUGGAACUUUUUACGACGACGAAAAUCAACUGCACCCAAGCGUGAAACACCUAUGCUUCUUCCUUCUGCGGAUUCUGUUCCGAAUGAUCCUGCUGGGAUGGAUGAUGCUAGGAUUGGAUCUCAACAUACAUCAAAACAAACACAAGUACAAAUCCUUCGUAGUGUAUCCACUUGGAGUACUGGUAUAGAAACAACAGAACAUAGUAUUAUGGAUGCCUAUGUGGAAUUGAUUGGUGCAUCCAAACAUUUUAUCUAUAUUGAAAAUCAAUUCUUUGUAACAUCAACACGAUGUGGUACGACGGUGAUCGAAAACAAAAUCGGGGAUGCAUUAUAUCAGCGGAUUCUUCGAGCUCACAAAAACAAAGAAAGUUGGUGUGUGGUGAUUAUGAUGCCUUUGGUACCUGAAUUUCCUGGUACAUUUGACCUUGCUGAUGGAACAACGAUUCGAUUGAUUAUGAAUUUACAAUAUUUUUCCAUUGGUCGGGGCCCUGAUUCUUUAUUGGGAAGGUUGCGCGCUGCAGGGGUUCUUCAUACAUCAAAUUAUAUCAAGUUUUAUGGACUACGAAAUUGGGGUGAAUUGAACGGGUCUUAUGUGACGGAACAAGUCUAUAUACAUGCAAAGACGAUGAUAGUAGAUGAUAAAACAGUAGUGAUUGGAUCAGCAAAUAUUAAUGAACGUUCAAUGCUUGGUAUUCGAGAUUCUGAAAUCUGUGCCUGUAUUCAAGAUACUGAAAUGAUAGAAUCAAGUUUUGGAGGACAAAAAGUCAAAGUGGGACGAUUUGCUCAUUCAUUACGAUUACGAUUGAUGGCGGAACAUAUGGGUCUUCCGAUAGAAAAUUGGGAUGUGGAUAUGCUUUUAGCUAACCCAAACAAGGAAACAACAAAGAAACGCAAAACCUCACAAAUAUCGCUAGGGUCGAACACAUUACCAAAUUUAGAUGCAGUAUCAUGUCAUUUACAAACCACAGAUCAUUUGGAAGAACAACAACAACAAAAUUCAAUAGGUCAGACGACUGAUCAGCAGCUGAAACAUACAAUAACAAAAAAGGAUUUAACAAAGACAAAAAAUCAAACGGAUGAUCCAUUUACAACAACAACAACAAAACAAAGAGAUGCAAUGACUAUGAAUGAAGAAUCAUUAAAACUAUACCAAGAAUGGUCCUCUUGGGAUACGGAUACAGAUAAUAAUGGAGAUGGAUUCAACCUCGUGCCUUUGGCUUUACCACUUUUGGUGUUAUCUUCUGAUCAUACAAAUGAUCGGAAAACAGGGUCGGGUGGAUCCCCGUUGCUCACUUUCAAUAGUGAUUACUAUGGCAAGAAUGCGAUCCGAUGGACCGAAUGGAAUGAUGAUGCAUAUUUAUUUACAAGACUUCGUGAUCCUUUAUUGAGUCAACACCUGUGGCACACACGCGCUCGAUGCAAUACAGAUUUAUUUCGACGAUGUUUUAUGGUGAUGCCUGACAACAAUGUACGAUCUUGGGAAACAUACGAUGCCUUCAAUAAGCUUUCAAGACGAUUAUUGGCAAGAGAGGAAGACUUUGAUAUGUCAAAAGCAAGAACAACCGUCCAAUCUUUAGAGGAUAGCUUUGUCCUUCCUUUUAUUCCAUUCUUGUUGACGAAAAUCAAAGGUCAUCUGGUGGUAUGGCCUACUCGAUUUUUGGAAGAUGAAGGAGAUGAUUUUUUAUUUGCUAUGGACAAGUUGGCACCUUUGGAAAUCUUUGAUUGAAAGUUUUUUUUUUUCUUUUUAUUAUAUUGUUAUUUUAUUUUAUUUUUUUCUUGUUAUACAUACACAGACAUACAUACAUACUUAUUUACAUAUGAUGCAAAAACAAACUUUACUUUUGAU